AUGUACACGUCCAAUGAUAAUGUGGAGGCAGGAAGUGUGGUUGGGAAUGAGGGAGGCGGUGCCAAUCCGUUUCUUGUGGAUACCGCUCAGGUUUUACCACCGGAUCCGCCGCAAACCGACGAGCACAAUGCGAAGUUUCACGAAAUUGCCUCCACUGCAGAGGAGUACUGGGAAGAGUGCGCAAAACUAGAUGAGCUGCGCUGCCAUAUCGGGGAGAUUCUCUCUCCAGCGGCUCGCGAAAUAUAUGGACCGACAUGGCCAUGCUCGCGACGUUGCAGUAUUCUCUUUCGCUGGCCAAACAAGCGCAAAGGUAAGGCAGUGCAAGAAUCGGAAGAAAACUAUGUGAUGGUUGGCCCAAUGUGGUUCAUAAUGAUUAUAGAUUUUGUUAUGCUCGCUUUAAUUCCCAUUCUUCACACUGUUGCGUACAAGGAUUUUCUGCAUUGGGGAUUUCACCUUGUGACGUGGAUUCUCUUCAUCAUCAUGCUUGGACUACUGCUGAAGUGCGGGACGAUGAACCCUGGCUUUGUCCCGCGGCGCCAGAAGAAGGGGUUCAUGGAUAGGCAGGCCGUGCAAGCACUGCUGCCUGUGCCGAACUACAAAAAGGUGCGGGAACGCUUGCAACACACCAAAUAUGAGAUGUCAAGUGCUAUGGUUGCCAGCUCGCUUCUGCAUGGCUACUUUGACAACGAGAGCAUGAGACUCAUGGACAAAAAAGAAGAAGCGUUGGCCGAAGAUGCGACCGGCAGUGAGGCUGAGCGGAUGGUGGAUAUAGAUCUGUUUUUCUGUCCCACGUGUCAUAUAUUCAGGGCCCCACGUACACACCACUGCAGAAUCUGCAACUGUUGUGUAGAUGUUUUGGAUCAUCAUUGUUGGUGGCUUGGUAGCUGUAUCGGCAAGAACAACUACCACUAUUUCCUCUUUUUCCUCUUCUCCAUCCAUAUUUUGAUGGGCUACAUAUUGUCUUUGAAUAUGGCUAUGAAUAUAACCUUUGCGCUCAAAUACCCGAAUAUGUCAUUGGGAGAAGCGCUGAGACUUGUUUACUACCUUCCUAUCGUUAUUUACGGUCUCGUGUUUGGCAUCGGUGUGUUCAUGUCCUCACUGUUUCUGGUUCACCUUUACCUGCUGUUUAAAGGCAUCACCACCGCGGAGAUGCUGAAGGGGAAGUACGCCAAGCCGCCGUAUAUGGGUGUAAACCCGUGGGAUAACGGCAGUAGGUGGCAGAACGUGAAGUAUUGUCUGCUGGGACGUAUCUCGCCCUUGCUGCACUCGGAGGCGUACUGUUGUGUGACACUGGCGUCACUCAUAGAUGCCCGCCAAACAGAUCUCCUUUUGGCGCUCCCAAAGGAGGAACAAAGGCGUGUGCGGGAGAAGAAUAAGUGA
This is a messenger RNA of Trypanosoma grayi, 1380 nucleotides long. RefSeq lists its product as hypothetical. Gene Ontology annotation, cellular component: endoplasmic reticulum; Golgi apparatus. Lineage: Eukaryota; Euglenozoa; Kinetoplastea; Trypanosomatida; Trypanosomatidae. Gene Ontology annotation, biological process: peptidyl-L-cysteine S-palmitoylation; protein targeting to membrane. The record is from RefSeq and is a predicted model, not a curated record. The coding region runs from base 1 to 1380 and encodes 459 amino acids. Gene Ontology annotation, molecular function: protein-cysteine S-palmitoyltransferase activity. The transcript has a single exon.